AAACACGAAGCAGGACUUCCGGCAUGUGACGUGUCUGCCUGCUGCAGGACCGGAUGGUAGUGCUGGUCAGAUGCAGUUUAAACUACUAAGAGCAGCAACACACUGGGUACAUCUGGAGGGAAGACUAGCCGGUGUGAAGAUGCUGUGGUGGCUGCUUGGAGCUGCUUUGCUGGCUCGAGCGGCCGGCUUCUACCUCCCCGGUCUCGCUCCCGUCAGCUUCUGUGAGACUGAAAAAGAACAAGUACCAGACUGCAAGUCAAUCAUUGAGCUGUUUGUGAACAGGCUGGAUUCAGUGGAAUCUGUUCUACCUUAUGAAUACACUGCGUUUGACUUUUGCUCAGAGAAAACAAUGAAACGUCCAUCAGAGAAUCUUGGCCAGGUUCUUUUUGGGGAGAGGAUCGAACCGUCACCAUACAAGUUUGACUUUAAGAAACCAGCAGUGUGUCAGAGGGUGUGUACCAGAACCUAUGACACCAACAACCCAUCAGACAAAGCCAAACUGGACUUCCUCAAGAAAGGCAUGUUACUCAACUACCAGCAUCACUGGAUUGUGGAUAACAUGCCGGUCACCUGGUGUUAUGAUGUUGAAGAUGGACAAAAGUUCUGUAAUCCUGGUUUCCCUAUUGGAUGUUACGUCACAGAAGCAGGACGUGCCAAAGAUGCCUGUGUGGUCAAUUCUAACUUUAAUGAAAAGGAUGCUUUUUACAUCUUUAACCAUGUGGACAUCACCAUCCAUUACCACAUUGUUGAGAAUGAACAACUCGGAGCACGAUUGGUUGCUGCCAAGAUUGAACCCAAAAGCUAUGAAAACCCUAAUGAAAACCCUGACUGCACUGGAGGGCCAAAGUUCCUGAAAAACAAACACACAGGAGUGUUUAAGAUCCCAUACACCUACUCUGUCAACUUUGUGGAAGACAAAAAUAUUCGCUGGGCAUCUAGAUGGGACUACAUCCUGGAGUCAAUGCCUCACACCAAUAUCCAGUGGUUCAGUAUAAUGAACUCGUUGGUGAUCGUGUUGUUUCUGUCUGGAAUGGUAGCCAUGAUAAUGCUGAGGACUCUGCAUAAAGACAUCGCUAGAUACAAUCAGAUGGACUCUGUGGAGGAUGCUCAGGAGGAGUUUGGGUGGAAGUUGGUCCACGGAGAUGUUUUCCGACCUCCCAGGAAGGGAAUGCUGCUGUCGGUUUUCCUCGGCUCUGGAACCCAGAUCUUCAUCAUGACAUUUGUCACACUUUUCUUUGCCUGUCUUGGGUUCCUCUCUCCGGCAAACCGUGGGGCUCUGAUGACCUGUGCUGUUGUUCUCUGGGUUCUGCUGGGAACUCCGGCUGGUUAUGUGGCCGCUCGCCUCUACAAAUCUUUUGGAGGAGAGAAGUGGAAGACCAAUGUUCUACUGACAGCCUUCCUCUGUCCUGGGGUGGUGUUUGCAGAUUUCUUUGUGAUGAACUUGAUCCUGUGGGGCGAAGGGUCUUCAGCAGCCAUGCCCUUUGGGACCCUGGUAGCCAUACUGGCUCUUUGGUUCUGUAUCUCAGUGCCACUUACCUUUAUAGGAGCAUACUUUGGCUUCAAGAAGGCAGGUAUUGAGCACCCAGUGCGGACCAAUCAAAUUCCUCGUCAAAUCCCACAGCAGUCAUUCUACACAAAACCAUUCCCUGGUAUCAUCAUGGGAGGAAUUCUGCCUUUUGGGUGUAUAUUUAUUCAGCUGUUCUUCAUACUAAACUCCAUCUGGUCCCAUCAGAUGUACUACAUGUUUGGCUUCCUCUUCCUUGUCUUUAUUAUCCUGGUUAUCACCUGCUCUGAGGCCACCAUCCUGCUCUGCUACUUCCACUUAUGUGCUGAGGACUAUCAUUGGCAGUGGCGCUCCUUCCUGACCAGCGGCUUCACUGCUGUCUAUUUCCUUGUCUAUGCCAUUCAUUACUUCUUCUCCAAGCUGCAAAUCACUGGACUGGCUAGCACCAUCCUGUACUUUGGAUACACCAUGAUCAUGGCUCUCAUCUUCUUCUUGUUCACUGGUACAAUUGGCUUCUUUGCCUGUUUCUGGUUUGUUACCAAGAUCUACAGUGUGGUCAAGGUGGACUGAUGAAUCCAAACACACAACAGACUAUUGCUCUCUCCCAUCGACCAUUUGACCAUUCAGCACUGUCAAACUGAACUGAACAUUACAUCCUGACCGGUCACCUUGUCAUUUCCUCGACCAGAGAGGAGUAAGCCUCGGACAGUUUUCUGUGUUUGGAUGCCUAAACUGUUUGUGUGUGAGCAUGUGUACACUGGGAUGUAAUUUUGUUCAUGCAGUAUAUAUCUGCAUAUAAUCUGAAUGAAAUGAAUCAUAACUCUACAAGCCUCUUCCCAGAAUCUCAUAGUUCAUCCCAGGUCACCUUCACUCACUACAGCUGGACUGUCAAGCCGGGACCUCAGAAGUUCUGUCUUUGUCAGCUGUGAUGUCAUGCUUUUUAAGUUUGUUCUAUGAUCCCUGCAGUCUGUGUUUGCAGAUGAAGUUGAAAAUCGGAGUCUGACAAAGCUGUAAGGGUCAGCUUCUUAACAGCCACUUUCUCAGAAAUUAUGUAUGCAUGUGAAAUGUUCCCUUGUUACUAUUUUAAAUAAUUUGUGUGCAGUACAUCUCUUAAGCUGCUUUAGCAAUCUGCAGUCUAUGUGCACAUUGUGUCUCAAAAUGUGUGCAAACUUAAACACUUAAUAUGACAAAAUGGGUCAGUAGGGCUGUUCCAUUUUAAAGGCUCCACCAAAUGCAGCAGAGAUAUGCAGCCUACUUUUGUUGACAUUUGAAGGUCACAACCAGUGAAUGGUUUGUAGAAUAGUUUUCAUUUCUGUCAGGUGCCUAGGGAUAACUGAUGAAUCCUCUGCUGACCAUUUGGGCAUAAGGCUCCCUUUUGGGGAAGUGGUUUCAGCCAGCUAGUAUUAAUCAAACAAAUUCUACAAAGGCUGCAUGUUUUGACAGAGGCAGCCAAUUAAAAUAAACCAGUUACAGUAUGACAGUUUCCAAGUAUUUUAAUUCUGAUCUAACGGAAAGCCAAAGUCCAGUCACACUUAAGUGCAAGCCUCUGUUCCUUGAAGGGCAACACACAGCUGAUAUCAUCAUCAUCAUGUGUCAACCAUUGUCCUGUUUAGCAUCAACUUGUGUCAACUCCCACGAAAAGCAGCAGUUUUAUCAUAUAACUUCCCCAGACAGGCACAUCUCUGCUACUUAUUUGUCUGUAUGAUGUGUUUGGCUUGUGCUAUGAGCUACAAAUGAAACAAUGGUCCAGUGAUGCAGCUGGUGUGUGUUGUACUUUCUGUUUGGUUUGUCCAGACAUUGUAGGUUUCAGCUGAUCUUCACAUCUGUCCCAAGUUUAAGACUCAUGGGAGCUGUAAUUAUUUAGUUAAGCAUAACAUAUUAAUUGUUUGGCAAAAUAAUGGAGGAGCUUUGGGUCAGAAGGUAGAGCGUGUCAUCCACUAAUGACAGGGUUGGCGGUUCAAUCCCCCCCUCCUUCUGUCUGCAAGUGUCCUUGGACAAGACACUGAACCCCAAAUUCCUACCAAUGGUCAUGGUUGCAUGGUAACUUGCUGCCAUUGGUCUGUGAGUGUGUGUGUGUGUGAAUGGGCAAAUGAGAGAUAAACUGUGAACCACUUUGGAUAAAAGCACUAUUUAAAUGCAGCCUUUUACAAUUUGUUUAUAUGAGGAACUGAUCGGAUUUUACCAGUGGCAACAGUAGUAGACACCCAUUACACUUGGGAUUUGGGUAGAAAACAUCAAUAUCAAGUUGGUUCAGUUUUGCUGAAAGAAUAUAUUGUGAAAAAGACUAGUGGAACUAGGUCUGUAGUAAUAUAAACUGCUUCUCUUAGUGACCUCAAGCAAAUAAUGCAAACUAAGAAGUUGCAGCAUUGAUAGAGCGUAUUUUAUUAACAAGUCUCUGGAACCGAGCACCUUUCCUAUUCUGUCUUGUUACAGUUUAUAAUAGGUUACAUGCAUUUCCCUGUACUGAUUCAGAACUCUGCACACAGUUCUCUUACCAAUAUAGAGCUCAGCACAACAGUUAGUCUCACAUCUAAACUGCACUAAUGCAACCAAAUACUUCAUACACAUCUCAACUGUGUAUCAUAACACUGACAUUGUCCCCUACCAAGAACACUUUGUCACUCAUAACAAAGUGACAUAAAAAAAUAACCAGUAGCAUUACAAUGUAUCACUAUGGUCUUUGAAGUAUCUUGUUUUAUUUGUUUGCAUAAACCAACACUGCAUUACAGCAAAAAGAACAGCCUUUCUUUACUGCAUGGAUUGUGUUGUAUUUGUCACAGAAAUGCAGCUAUAUGCUUCAGUAGGCUUUAUUUUCCUUAACUAAAGUAAUUCUACCAAUGCAAUACAAAACUAACAAGCAUAUAUUCAAUAUACAUACAUGUAUCAGGAAGCUACUGUUAACAGAUACACAGCAGGGCUAGUUAGUCCUGUCUGCCGUAUUUGGCUACAAGUUCUCAUCCUCAUCACACUUCUGUCCUCCAUAUAUCCUUAUCCUCUCUUGCCUGCUUUCCUCACUUGGCACAAGCCUUUCAUAGAGGUCCUCCAGGAAUGAAAUGAGACGCUCAGUGUUGUAUGGCCUAAUGAAUGGUUUCAGUAUUUUUAUUUUUAUAUUUUUUUUAAAUGUGGAUGUAGCAGAAUGCAGCAAACUGCAGUCUAAUUCACUGUCAUUUGGUCGUAGGUUUUGAACAUAAAUUGACCUGUUGUUAAAAUAGUAUGUAAACAUGUGCAGAAUGGACUGUAAGUACACAGUGUUGGUGGUUGAGUUUGAGUGAGAAAACAAACAUGAAACUUGAAAGAUGCUGUCCUUAAAUGUAAUAUUUUGCAAUGAAAAGAUAUUCAUAGUUUAGGUCAUAUUGCCUGCAGUUGUGCUAACGCUGAAUAGUUAAAAAAGUGAACGAAGUAUUGAGAAAUGCAUGUAACCAAUUGUAAAAAGCUUUAGGUUCUGAUGUCCUGUAAUGAAAUACAAGAGAGACAAGGGAUUGAACAGCUGGAAAUCUCAUGACCUGGUAAACUCAUCAUCACUCACAACCCAACAGUACAAACCACAUAAUUGCUUCUUAAACAAGUCAGGAAUAAUUACAUGUCUUCACUUUGCUGUGAAUGUAAAAUCAGAGAAAGCUGACAGACAUUCCCACCAUGAGACAGACUCACAUCUUCAGUGAUGACAGCUGACUGACUGAUUCAUAUUUUCAGCUCACAGUAGUAAGUCUGCACUUGUUCCCAUCUCUCUGUAGAACUUAGACCAUGUUUUCAAAGUGACUCAGUGAAGCAGGCCAUGUAUCAGAGGUUUUAUCUUGACCUUUUAAACGUUACAGUGUGAAACAUUUAUUGGUAAGAACUUUAAAGAAUGUAAAAAGUACAAUGUGGAGUAGGAACUGAACAAAUGAGAAAGAUGUGAAUGAAUGGACUUGUUCAUUAUCAUUCAUGUCUUUUAAACUGGUUUGUCAGAGUUUUUUGUGUUAUUAAUCCGGUUGGUCCAAUAAUCA
Molecule: messenger RNA, 5490 nt
Organism: Thunnus maccoyii (southern bluefin tuna)
Lineage: Eukaryota; Metazoa; Chordata; Actinopteri; Scombriformes; Scombridae
Gene: tm9sf2
Product: transmembrane 9 superfamily member 2
Exons: 17
Coding region: 71-2074 (667 amino acids)
Biological process (GO): protein localization to membrane
Cellular component (GO): membrane
Source: RefSeq, a predicted model, not a curated record